AUGACGUCGAAGGCGCCAGGGCCCCCGCUCUCUCGCGGCUCCCGCCGGGGGUCGGGCGCUACCGGGCGCCGGACCGGCGCUGCGGCCGCCGCUGCGGCCGCAGCGGCUUCAGCUCUCGGGGCAGCGGCGAGGCGACGACGACGACUGCGGCGGACGCCAUUCUCUGCCGUCCGGGGUCAGAGCCGCGCCGCCGCCGGUGAUGCAUGGCCGUUCGACGGAGGCGGCACCACGGCGACCGCAAGCGCGCAAGAAAACCGGCACGGGACACACGGCAGCACCACGGCGCAGCCAGCAGCAGCCAACCGCCGCCGCCGCGACCGUACGGGCCGCAACACGCCGCACAAGUCCUCUCCCUCCCUCUCUUUCUGCUCCUCCUCGCUCACUGGGCCCUUUCACUCGCCCGCCCGGAGUGUGCCGCCCGCGUCGGAGAUCCUGGAGGAGCACGCACGCACACCCGGUGAUGCCACAGCCAGAGGUCUACGUCGCCUCGAGAGCGGCGCUCGCAGUGGGAGCUCCGAACGCUCCGGACAUGUUGAACGACGUGAAACCCGCAGCCGGCGUCGAGCUCGGCGCACCGAAAAGCGCACUGUGCGCCCCCUAGCGGGGUUCGGAGGAAACAAGUUUCAAUGA
Molecule: messenger RNA, 630 nt
Organism: Dermacentor andersoni
Lineage: Eukaryota; Metazoa; Arthropoda; Arachnida; Ixodida; Ixodidae
Source: RefSeq, a predicted model, not a curated record